AUGGCUCACCAUAUUCUCAAUGGUAAUAAUAAUAAAAGUGGUAGUGGUCGACCAGCGUCAAUAACUCUGCCAACGAGCAAACAUAUCACACAAGAAAAUUAUGAUUAUGAAUUGAAGAAAUUAAUGGAACGUGAACGCCAAUUAAUGGCUACACAGCAGCAAUUACCAAAAGAUAAUAAUGUAAUUACAUCACAAAAAACUCCGUAUAUACCAUCAGGUGAUGGCUUAUAUAGAUAUGUACAACAACAACAAGCUACUUCGCCAAUUGAUCAACGAGUAUUACCACCAACAUCAGCAACUAUAUCGGCUAAUUCAUUGCCCGUGAAGCCACUACGCAUUAUUAUUAUUCGUCAUGCUGAACGAGUUGAUGCUGUUUUAGGUUCAGAUUGGUCAAAGAAAAGUUUUGAUAGAAAUGGUCGUUAUGUACGAUUUAGUGAACAUUUACCAGAUGUAUUACCGCAUCGUUCUUAUUUACAUCAUUAUGUUAUUGAUGUACCGUUAACCAAUCGUGGUCGUAUGCAUGCAUUUAAAACAGGAAAAGCAUUAUUACUCAAUGGAUACGGAGCUGAUAUUUGUUAUACAAGUCCAUCAUUGCGAUGUGUACAAAGUGCAAAUGGAAUUUUAACUGGUAUGGGUAAAAAAAAUGUACCUAUGCGAUUGGAGCCAGGUUUAUUUGAAUGUUAUUUAAACGAUUUUAAGCGUACAUUGUGUUUCAUGACAAAAGAUGAAUUAAAAACUAAUGGAUAUAAUAUUGAUCCAUCUUAUCAAGCUUUAAUACCAUUUAUGAGGCCACAUGAUAGUCAAAUUGAUUAUUAUGAGCGUUGCCGAACAUUUAUGGAUAAAAUUACAGAACGACAUCAAGCUACAGGUGGAACUAUUUUAAUUGUAGCACAUGCACCAAGUCUUGAAGGUUUAACACGCCAUUUAACUGGUGGAAAAUUUCAACCAGAAAAAUUAUUUGAUAUUGCUCGUCGAGUACCAUUUCUUGCAAUGACUAUAGUUGAGAAGAAUGGUAUUAAUAGUCCAUGGCUUUUUCGUACACGACCCCUACAAACAAACUCAACACAAUCAUUACAAGAACUACCAUUUGAAUUAAUUUCACCAUCGACACCUCUUGGUAUGAUAGGUAAUAAUCAUUCUAUGACUCCGCAAGGACAACAACAAAUACACCGUCAACAACAACAACAACAACAAAAACAAAAUCAACAGCCGUCUCAAAUUCAAACAGCUGCUGCAUAUGCAAAACAAAAUCAACAACCGCCUCAAAUUCAAACAGGUGCUACAUAUACACAACAAAAUCAACAGCCUAAACAACAAACUGCCACAUCAAUUGAAAAUCUACAAAUAAAACCACCAAAUGGUCUUAUUCCAAUUGAUUUAAAAAAGGUUGUUAAAAGUUCAACAGCACCAAAUUUACGCAUGAGCAAUUCACUUAGUGAAAUGUUUCGCGUUAUUUGA
Messenger RNA from Rotaria sp. Silwood2, 1458 nucleotides. The record is from the annotation of a GenBank genome assembly. Lineage: Eukaryota; Metazoa; Rotifera; Eurotatoria; Philodinida; Philodinidae.